This is a messenger RNA of Glarea lozoyensis ATCC 20868, 2682 nucleotides long. RefSeq lists its product as uncharacterized. Bases 1 to 2682 code for a protein of 893 amino acids. The record is from RefSeq and is a predicted model, not a curated record. The transcript has a single exon. NCBI's taxonomy places the organism in Eukaryota, Fungi, Ascomycota, Leotiomycetes, Helotiales, Helotiaceae.
AUGACCUGGAAGCUUUGCGCGCGCUGUUCUCCUCUCGGCCUCAAUGUGGAGCAUUUCAGGGUGCAAGGCGACACACUGUCGGCCACCAGACUCUCAAUCCAAUCGCUAAAAUUAGCGAACGAGCGAUAUUUUCUCGGGUCUCUUGAAGAGAUCAGCAGAGAAACGGAAGCAACAUGUCAGCUAUGUGCUCUUAUUUCGCAUGCCGUGCCCGAUUUAAAGUCCUCACACACCAAGCACGCGGCAUGCUACCUCGUCUGGGAGCUGGACGGUCGCACAUCUGUAGAUAUAGGAGCGAAGGCAGAGAGGCGGACUCGGCGCCUACGAAUUUUCUGGGACCACCCAGACCUCCAACGGUACAACUCUAGCUUGGUUCUUACAGCGCCAGCGAUCUAUGACAACUCUGAUGUCGACUACCGUGGGCUCUUGUCCAAAGAGACCGAGUUUCUUGGGAGACGCCUCGGUAGCAAGGAAAGCAAGAGAAAUCUCAUUCGAGAGCUCUUGAGACUAUGUGAAAGACAUCAUGACGAUCGAUGCACGAGUAAACUUGGAAUUGAGGAUGAUUUCCACGAGACUCUGAUGGAGCCAUAUUUCGGAGUCAUGGACAUCGAAAAUGACAAUCUUACCCCGUUACCGUUCAAGGAGAAUGGCAACCAGCUCAACUUCGAGUCAUAUGCGACAGUGAGCUAUGUCUGGGGCAGGAGUGGUAAUCACCAACACAGUACAAAAAUUGCCAAUAUCCAGAGUAGGCGCAAGUCUGGUGGAUUGGCAUCGGUCAUUAAAACUCUCCCCAAAGCUCUCCAACAAAGCAUUCGGCUGAUUCGGGAACUGGGCAUUCGGUACAUUUGGAUUGACGCCCUAUGCAUCGUUCAGGAUAGCAGCCACUCCUGGAAUCUCAACGCACGAGCAAUGCAUCUAAUCUAUGGGAACGCCAUAUUUACCCUCUGCGCGGCAGAUGGUCUGGACGUCAAAACUGGUUUAUUAGCUCUAGACGAAAAUCAUCAGCCGGCCCAAUGGUUUGCAGCCUCCGUCCAGGGAGCUAAUUUGAUGCUUCAUCAGUCACCUGAAGUCAAUAUCGAGGCUUCUCAAUGGAACAAACGGGCCUGGACCUUCCAAGAGCGUUUGCUCUCCAAACGUUGCCUGAUAUUUACAAGUGGCCGUGUAUACUUCCAGUGUCGCUCAACAGGGAUGUCGGAAGAUAUCUUCGCAGAUCGUAGCGGGAGAGGGUGGUCCCUAGAUUUGUUACGCUCUCCACUCCAGAUGUUGUCUCAGCUCAAGCUCAGAGCUUUAUGGUUCUACGCCCAUUGUGUCUCCUUGUAUACAGGGCGAGAUCUCUCUGAACCAUUUGACAUUCUUUCGGCAUUCAGCGGCAUGUGUAAGCUCAUGGAAUAUACUAUGCACUCGCCGUUCAUUUUCGGUCUUCCUACAUCUCACUUUGACUUUGCCCUCCUCUGGCAACCGGUUGGUCGAUCAUCAAGGCUCAUCAAGCCAACACAUUCAAACGAACAAAAGUACAAGGAUAUGAAAUUUCCAAGCUGGUCAUGGUGUGGAUGGGAGAGUACAGGAAUUCAGUAUGCGCGGGAGAUGGUUGAUGGAUGUCUGACUGAUGUCCACGCUUGGCUCAUGGACCACACAUGGAUUGACUGGUACAUAAGAGAUGGCCACGGGACCCUCCGGCGUGUGUGGGACAGCUCUUGGGCUAAAGAAGAUGAAAGUACAAACGCAAGGUGGAAAGGUUACGAGGUUCAAAGCAAGAAAACACCGACAUCGGGGAUUCCAAAGGCUCGUCCUCGUCUUCGCCAACGGCAUCCCCAACCCUACUCAAACACGGUUCCAAUGCCAUAUAACCCAACCCCAGCAGCUCGAGAGCAAACAAAUACUGUGACAACUCCGUUCUCACAUUAUCCUCAGGUACAAGGUGAAGGAAGAGGGUUCCCAAUGGGAAAUCCGUUCAACCCUUCUCACCAAGUAGUUCACUAUCCUCCGAGCGACUCUGAUAGCUCGUCCAGCACUCCUUCCGGAAACGACGAUCUGAAAUCCAAAGAACAGGCCUAUGAUAGCUAUGGUCGUCCGCGCCAGGGACUUGGCAUGUCAGCCAGCCUGAACCAGACGCGAGACGAUUUCACUCUGACGCUGCCGGAGGACCCAUACCACGUCCGCAAGAGCUCGAAGGGAGGCGACGCACAUCCAGGACGCGAGUUCUCUGAUCAGAUAUUUCUACAGUUUUUCACGUGGCAUGCCCGAUUCCAUGUCGUGCCUACUACACCUGACGUAAGUAGCGAUGGUCUUGGGCAGGGUCAGCACCGCUGUCACAUUAUUGACCAGCGCGGAGACAAGUGCGGCUCCAUUGUCGUGGAUACGGAUUGGCUUCAGAGACAGCAAAGUUGUGAGGUCAGGGAGAACGGUACUACGAAUGGCCACUUGGACGAGACUGAGAAGACGGAGAAGACCGAGUUUGAAUUUAUUGCCAUCUCGGAAGCGAAAUCAUUUACGAAGGAGGAGUUUCCAGACUGGACUUACUACAUACCCGAGGAGAGGAUCGACUCGGAGUGGGAUCUGUUCUAUGUACUCCUUGUCGAGUACUCUGAAAUUGAGGGAUUUUAUCGCCGAGUUGCUCUUGGGAAGAUUUUUAAGGCUGCAUUUGAUUUGUCGGAUGAUGAAUGGAAAGAGAUUAUUCUAGGAUAA